UGUGACUUUUCUUCACACGUUGGUUUUCCGGAAGCUGCGUUUAACCUCACUUCCGUCGCGCACAUUCUACGGAGGCAAUUCACUACACGAGAUUAAUUUACACAACUGCUUCUUCAGCUGCUGGUGCAAUGGAGGACGAAUGGGAAGAGGAGGAACAGUUGGUUGUGGCGGAGCUGUCUGGAAUGAUCAGCACGGAUUUACUCUCCAGUCGACAGGGCGCGUGUAAGAUAGUGGGCAUUGACAGCCAGCAGCCCAUGAUGCAGGUGGGACGGUAUGUGUUCGCCGGGGAAUAUGAGGAUGCCAUCGGAACGUGUGUUAUUUUUGAAGAAGAGCGCCAGGACGCUGCUAACUGUAAUCCUGUCCUUAAAUACAAAUGUCAGACGAUGAAGAAACUGAUGCUGCAGAGGACAUUCCUGUCGGAGAGGAAACAGGAUGAGCCAGUCUCUGACCGCAUUGAAGUGCUGUCUCUCAAUGAGGGAGAAGUGUUCGGGGGGCGGACGACCGCAGUUUGUCACUAUCUGGAUCCAUCAGAGACAGAGAAAUCUGUGCUUGAAGAAUCUAAAGGUUGCGAAGGUUCUGAAAUGAGCGAUGAAUCGCCGGCUGAAAUGGAUGAGACUGAGGCAGGCACUACGCUUUUAGAGGAGACAGUAGAUGCAACAAUGAAUGCCAGCAGCUGUUCUAUACAUCUAAACAAGUAGAGGAUGUUGGCUCUUGUACACAACUCAAUUUCUGAUAAUGUACAUUUUGCAUUAUGUAAAUACAUGUUCUUUGGUUUGUAAUAAUAGUUGGCUUGUAUUUUGUUUUUUUACUUAAAAGAAUCUAAGACAAAAUAAAUAAUAUUUUCCUCUUCAA
This is a messenger RNA of Myxocyprinus asiaticus (Chinese sucker), 852 nucleotides long. RefSeq names its product general transcription factor IIIC, polypeptide 6, alpha (gene gtf3c6). Bases 129 to 698 code for a protein of 189 amino acids. The record is from RefSeq and is a predicted model, not a curated record. Gene Ontology annotation, biological process: transcription by RNA polymerase III. The transcript has 2 exons. NCBI's taxonomy places the organism in Eukaryota, Metazoa, Chordata, Actinopteri, Cypriniformes, Catostomidae. Gene Ontology annotation, cellular component: transcription factor TFIIIC complex.